AAGGGAACAAACGAUACCGGCAAUGGCAGUGAGUCGGUAGUUUUGCUACGUCGGUGUCGAGGGCGAAAAACGGGUUUGCGUGUCCCUCGGAAAAGUGGAAGAAUCUCCGCCCGACCAUGGUAAAGAUAGAAGACUUCAAGCUGUCGUGCGAGCUGGUCGGCCACAAGCUGGACGUGCGGGCCGUGACCGAGGGCGCGGGCUUCAUUGUGUCGGGUUCGCGCGACAAAACGGCCAAAGUUUGGCAAGCCGUCGGCAACAAUCGGUACGAGGACGUGCAGACGCUCACGAGUCACACCAACUACGUCGGUGCGGUGCUGGUGGUGGAGUCGAACGGAUGGGUCUGCACGGGCAGCAACGAUGCGACGAUCUGCAUCUUUCAGUAUCCGAACGGGCUUGGUAGCGGAACUGCCAACGCGGAACCGAUCGGCGUGCUGAAGGGUCACACGUCCACCGUUUGUGCGCUGGCCGCGGGUCACAAUGCGACGACGCUCAUCUCCGGCAGCUGGGACAAGACGGCCAAAAUCUGGACCAAUGCGCCCGGCUCAAACACGAACCUAACGCUGGUCGGGCAUGAGGCAGCGGUUUGGGCGGUGGCCUGCCUGCCCAGCGGGCGGUACCUUUCCGGGUCGGCCGACAAGAACAUCUUCGUGUGGAACGAGCGGGGCGAGAAGCUGGCGGUGCUGAAGGGCCACAAGGACUGCGUGCGUGGGCUGUGCCCGUUGCCGAAGGGUGGAUUUCUGAGCUGCUCGAACGAUGCCACUGUCCGGUACUGGAGCGACACGUACGAGUGCGUGAAGGAGUUCCACGGGCACAGCAACUACAUCUACAGCAUUGGCCGGUCGGACGCGUGGGGCGAGGAGGUGUUCGUGACCGGCGGCGAGGACAGCACGAUACGCAUGUGGCACCUGCGGGACGGAGCGCUCGGCGACGCACUGCAAAUGCCGGCCCAAUCCGUGUGGGCCGUGGCGGGACUAAAGAACGGCGAUAUGGUGGCCGGCACGAGCGACGCGAUCGUGCGCGUGUUUACGAUAAACGCGGAGCGUACCGCACCGGAGGAGGCGCUGGCUGCGUAUCGUGUGGCGGUGGAGGUCCGGCAGUCGGAAUCGGCCAAACAGCUCGGUGGCAUGAACGUGAACGAUCUGCCCGGGCCGGAAUCGUUGCUGUCGGAGGGGCGCGACGGUCAGACGCGCAUCGUGCGCCACCCGAACGGGAAGAUACUGUGCUACCAGUGGACGAACGGGAAGUGGGACUGCGUCGGUGACGUGAUGGGCGCGAGCGACGGCGAUAAGGGCAAGCAGCUGUACGAGGGCCGGGAGUACGAUUACGUCUUCUCGGUGAACCUUUCGGACGAUGCGCCCAACCUGAAGCUGCCGUACAAUCGGGGCGAAGAUCCGUGGUUUGUGGCGCAGCGGUUCAUCCACAAGCACAACCUACCGCAGGCCUACCUCGAUCAGGUCGCUAACUUUAUCGUGAAAAACUCGGACAGUGCGCCGGUGCAGAGUGCGCUCGCCAAUAGCUACUACGAUCCGUUUACGGGUGGCUCCCGGUACGUGCCCGGUUCGUCUGGCGGACAGUUUCAGCCUACCGCAGCCAAUACGGAUCCGUUUACGGGCGGGUCUAGCUAUACGACGCAAACGCCGAACGUUGCCAUGGCACCGAAUGCGGGAGGAGCUGCAGCUGCUGCAGCGAACGGCGGUAACGGCGGUAACUUGGAUCCGUUCACCGGCGGUUCGAGCUACACGACGGGAUCGACGGAGGUGAAGAAAAGCAACACACACUUCCCGCACAGACACUACAUUUUGCUGGAGAAUGCUGAUUUGUCGAAAGUGCUCGUCAAGUUGAAAGAGCUGAACAGCAAGCUGGAAGACCAGAGCCUGCGCAUGUCGGACGACACGCUGAACGAUAUUGUGCGGUACGCAGGCGAGGUAAUGACGUGCGGCGAGCAAAACUCCGCCUGCCUGACCGCGCUCAAGUUCCUCUACACGACCUGGCCGACGGAGAAGCUGUUCCCGAUCAUGGACAUUACGCGGCUGAUCGUGCGCGAACCGCGCGCCUGCCAGGAGCUGUUCGAGGACGCCUCCUUUAUGGGUACGUUCCUGCAGCACACGAAUCAUCUGCCCGCUAACCAGCUCAUGUCGGCCCGGUGCUUCACGAACAUGCUGGCCCACCAGCCCGGCCGCAACGUGGUGGUGGAGCACAUCCGCGCGAUCGUCGAUCGGUUCGCGGUGCUGCGCGGCAGCAGCUGCAGCCCGAACCUGCAGAUCGCGCUGGCCAGCUUCUAUCUUAACCUGACGAUGACGCAGCUGGACAAACUGUCUUCGGUCGAUUUUUGCAAGGUGCUGGCCGGAACGAUCGGCGAGCUGCUGUGCUGGCUGACGGACAAUGAGGCGACGUACCGCGGGUAUCAGGCGCUGGGCAAUCUGCUGAGCAUGCCGGGCCCGGGCAUGGGUGCGAUCGCCGACACGCUCAAGGGGAACAGUGCCCUCACGGACAAGAUACUGUUCAACAUUAGCAGCGAGCUGCCGAACUUCGGGAAGCUAAACGAAUGUGCCAGCUACCUGUACGAGCUGUUGGUGUGAGGCGGCGAGAGCGUUCAACUCGUGGCCUGCUUUGAACUGCGGAAGGCGUCUUUUUCAUACUAGACUGGUUUACACUCAAUGCUUUAUAGAGAGAGAGAGAAGAAGAUUUGUGAAAUAAACAAAAACAAUCGACACAAUCUUAGUUAGCCUGGCGACUGGUUCCCUCUCCACGCGAAACGGAACCGGGCACAAGGUCCUCUGUCACAUACGAAAUACAA
Messenger RNA from Anopheles coluzzii, 2797 nucleotides. RefSeq names its product phospholipase A-2-activating protein (gene Plap). The transcript is spliced from 4 exons. NCBI's taxonomy places the organism in Eukaryota, Metazoa, Arthropoda, Insecta, Diptera, Culicidae. The coding region runs from base 117 to 2579 and encodes 820 amino acids. The record is from RefSeq and is a predicted model, not a curated record. Gene Ontology annotation, biological process: proteasome-mediated ubiquitin-dependent protein catabolic process; ubiquitin recycling. Gene Ontology annotation, molecular function: ubiquitin binding. Gene Ontology annotation, cellular component: nucleus; cytoplasm.